UCUCUUGUCAUACCGGCGGAAAUGGAGGAUUGGAAAAGUUCAGCUGUGGCGUAAGAAAUUAGAAAAGCUAGACCGAAAGUUCUUGUAUAGAUCUGUGUCAACUUUCACGAAUUUACGUCGCACAGUGAAGACUCCAUCUAGUAUUUAAGGCAGUCGACAGACGGAAAUUGUUGUAUUUCUACGAAGAAAUUGUUGCUCAUUGACUCAGCCAUGUCGCUGAAGCCGAGGAUCGUGAACUUCGAGGAGACGUGGGGGCGACUACUAGAGACGGUUCAGUCGGUCAUUCAGCUCGGGGACAUCAAACGAGGAACGUGGAGUGACAGAUUUUCUGAUGUGUAUGCUCUCUGUGUAGCUUUCCCUGAGCCUCAUAGUGAAAGGCUGUACAAUGUGACUAAAUUAUUUCUUGAAGAGCAUGUGGAUAACCUCAGAAAGCAAGUAGCGGGCGCUGGAGAAUCAUUGCUAUCACAGUACCACAGAUUCUGGCAGCAGUACAGCAAAGGAGCUGCGUACAUGGAUCAACUCUACUCAUAUCUGAACCAGCACAUACGCAAGCAGAAGAUGAGCGAAGCAGACAGGAAUUUUGGAGCUUUUACAGAUACCAUAGAAGAACAGCUGAUGGACAUAGGCGAGUUGGCCCUGGACAUCUGGAAGAGAUUGAUGAUCAGACCCCUUGAUAAAUGUUUACAAGAACUUCUUCUCAGAGAAAUGCUCAAGGAUCGAGCAGGAGACGACACCCAGCACACUGUCCUCCAUAGUGUCAUUAAUUCACUGGUUGAAGUAGAGCAGUACAAGAAGAAACAGCAGCUCAAGCUUUACCAAGAUCUGUUUGAGAUCAAAUGCUUAGAGCAAACGGGAGCAUUCUACAGGAAAGAGUCAGCCAGGUUACUGCAAGAUCAUGACUGUUCACAAUAUAUGGGCAAGGUGUUACAAAGAUUACAAGAGGAACAGCUAAGGAGUCGAAAGUUCCUUCACCCCAGCUCCUACCAUCGGGUACUAGAGGAGUGCCAGAAGAGAAUGGUAGCAGAUCACAUGUCACUAUUGCACUCUGAAUGUAGAACAAUGGUUAGAAAAGAGCAGAGACAAGAUCUUUCGAGAAUGUACGAGCUUCUAAAACCAAUCACAAGUGGUCUGAGCAUCAUGGUUGAGGAGUUAGAAGCACAUAUAAUAGAUUCGGGUCGGCAAGCUAUAGCUGGGCUACAUGGUGACAAUAUACCGGCCCAAUUCGUAGAAGCAAUGCUGUCACUUCACAUCAAGUUUUCAGAAAUGAUAACGACAGUCUUCAAUAAAGAUCAGCUCUUCACAAAAUCAUUAGAUAUGGCAUGUUCAUCAGUAGUCAACAAGAAGCUGUCUUCAAAACACAAUUCAUGUAGAUCACCAGAAUUGCUGGCGAGGCAUUGUGAUGCAUUACUGAAGAAGAGUUCGAAAGGGAGCAGCGAAUCAGAACUAGACGACAGGUUGGGGCAAUGCAUUCUGGUCUUCAGAUAUAUAGAUGACAAAGAUAUCUUCCAGAGGUUCUAUGCACGUAUGUUAGCUAAGAGGUUAAUACAUGGUCUAUCAACGUCAAUGGAUGCAGAGGAAUCAAUGAUCAAUAAACUAAAGCAAGCGUGUGGGUAUGAGUUCACGAAUAAGCUACAUCGGAUGUUCACAGAUAUGGGCGUCAGUGACGAUCUCAAUAACAAGUUUGCCAAGUUUAGCCAAGAGAAAGAGACAGACCUCGGAAUCAACUUUUCCAUCUAUGUCCUCACAACUGGUUCGUGGCCCCUCGGUCAGUCCGCUCUCACACCGUUUGCAAUAUCACAAGAGCUGGAGAAGAGUGUCAGAAUGUUUGAAAUUUUCUACAGUGAAAAGUUUCCAGGAAGGAAGCUAACAUGGCUACAUCAUUUGUGUACAGGUGAGCUAAAGCUGAACUAUUUAAAGAAGCCGUACAUAGUAACUACCACCACGUUUCAGAUGGCCGUCUUACUCAUGUUCAACAACCAAGACACUGUUCAGUAUUCGGAGCUCAUCAAUAGUUCUCUCAUCAACGAGAAGGAACUCAGUAAAACAGUCCAGUCUCUCAUUGAUACCAAGUUCAUCGAACAAAACCAUGAGGGUCCAAUCACAGAGAACACAAGCUUCACACUAAAUCUGUUGUACUCCAACAAGAGGACAAAGUUCAAGAUUACGACAGCCGUUCAGAGAGAUCCCCCUCAGCAAGAAGUAGAACAAACCCACAACGCAGUAGACGAGGACAGGAAGCUGUAUCUACAGGCAGCAAUCGUCAGGAUAAUGAAAGCACGCAAGAAACUUAGGCAUAAUAUACUCAUACAAGAGGUCAUCUCUCAGGCCAGGUCACGGUUCUCGCCCAGUGUCAGCAUGAUCAAGAAGUGCAUCGAGGCUCUCAUCGACAAGCAGUACUUAGAGAGGACGACCAAAGCCGACGAGUACGCGUAUGUGGCAUAGCCUUGCCUGUAUAUAGACCCACUCCCUCAGUAUCCUGUGAUGUUCAGACAUGUCAUGCUGCAGCAAACCUUAUGGUGCAUUUGGGAAAUGCAUGCAGGAAAUUGAUAUCAUGAACCAUAUUUCUCGUGACUCCUGCUUGUCGGUAAAAGCAGAAACGAUGCUGCAGCAAGAUCGCGAUUUCCCGGGUACAAAGUGGACACGACAUUGCAGGAGAUUCCUAAAAAGAUUGGCUCACUCUUGAGGAUGGAACGUUUGUGCGACUCUGCCAUCGAUAGAGCCCGAGGAUAGCGAACUGAACUGAACCGAAGAGAAUCGUCCAUGAUCUUUGAAUGAAUAAAAAUGUCUUUUGAUUAUCCACACCAGAUACAUUACAGCAGACUACAGUCAUAUGUUUUGCAGAAAAUGUUGUUGGGAUUACUUCUUACUGCUUGAUUUUUAUAAUCACUGUAUCAACGGACAUGGGAUGGGAACGCUGGACAUAAUCUGGAUUUUCAUAACGUCUGUAAUAGUGAGCUUCGCAGUUAUUUUUACCCCAGUCAUCAGCUUCAUACCAAAAAACAAUGAUUGGUAUGUGCACCAUCUCCAUUUCUCCACUCCCUGAGGAGUAUUUCCACUAUAUAACUACUUCACUGAGAGGGCAUGUGCAGAAGGCGGUAUAUGUUACCACUAUAGACGGGUGGCCUUUAUAGAAAGGUUGCUGAUAAAACAGGUUUGACUGUACAUGUACUAAAAAAUACAUGUACAUGCACUUUAUCAUGGCAGCAAAGCAUUUCAGUUCAAAAUUGUACUCUUGAAAGUUCAGAUGUGAAUAUUUUCCAAAAAUUAAAACAGAAGGGGUUAAUUAAUUACUUGGUACAAAAGCUUUCUCGAUGUUGAUGAUCUGAGAGUAGGUACAAUUGCAUGAAAAGUGACUUUCUGUUUAUAGUCUCAGGGUAAUUUUUUAUUUUAAUUGUAUUUAUUAUCAUCUUUUUAUUAUUUUCGACUAUUAAAAUGUGCAUUCUGUACCAAGUUCUCUAAGUUGCUGUUUGAAUGAAAAGGAAUGGGUUUUGCACACUUGGGGCCAGACAUCGAAUAGGAGGCGUGUUAAUUCUUUAACACCUGACUCUAUGGCAUGUCCAAGAACUGUCUCAAGAAACAAACCCCUGUUUGCAACAGGGCUCAAGGGACAAAAAUAUAUUCAGAGAUACAAGUACAGUAUUCCUUAGGGCCGCAGCUAACCAAACAACAUCUGGAUUUUGAAAGUAAUAGCUAUAGAAAAGGCAAUUCUGAAAACGUAAAUGAAUGAAUACUUGAAUGGUCAUAUCAAUAAUAAUGGUGGCUUCUUAUAUACAUGUAGCGCAAAUGUCUAUUAUGCUGCGACACUCCUGGUGCUCCAUUAUUACCCCGGUCACAGCCGGCAGCCGGCAGCCAACUAUGUGGUGCUCUGGCAUAUCAGGGGGGCGUUUCACAAAACUUG
Messenger RNA from Strongylocentrotus purpuratus (purple sea urchin), 3898 nucleotides. It is a transcript of the gene cul2, whose product is annotated as cullin-2. NCBI's taxonomy places the organism in Eukaryota, Metazoa, Echinodermata, Echinoidea, Camarodonta, Strongylocentrotidae. The record is from RefSeq and is a predicted model, not a curated record. Gene Ontology annotation, cellular component: SCF ubiquitin ligase complex; Cul2-RING ubiquitin ligase complex. The transcript is spliced from 22 exons. The coding region runs from base 211 to 2442 and encodes 743 amino acids. Gene Ontology annotation, biological process: protein ubiquitination; SCF-dependent proteasomal ubiquitin-dependent protein catabolic process. Gene Ontology annotation, molecular function: ubiquitin protein ligase binding.